AUGGCUUCUAGGAUCCUCCGUAUCAACCGCAACUUCUUCCUCGUUGCACGACCAACAGCUCGCAUCACAUCUCAAAGAGCGCCGCUUAGGAACAACAUCAACGAUCUCAGCAACCACCGCAAUUUCACAACAACACGAAUCAUGUCCGUCAAAGUCGACUCCAACUUCAUCUCCCAGAUCACUGCAGCAGAGAAGCUCAUCACUGGCAAGGAUGAGCCAGCGAAGGGAGGCCCAACCGCAAAAGCUCAACAGCACGCCGGCCAGAACCUGACAUCGCAAGUCAUUCACGACAUAACUGAGGGCGAGAAGCUCCUCACCGGCAAGGCUGAGGUCAUGCAAGGAGGCCCGACAUCCAUCGCUCAGUCCGCUCUCACAUCAGGCUCAUCAACGUCUAACGCCGGCGCCAACACUUCCUCUGCGUCAGGAAAGCUAGACUCGGAGACACUAAGCAAGAUCAACGACGCUGAGAAGAAGCUCAUUGGUGAGCAGCGACCGGUCGCUGGAGGUCCUACUGCGCAGGCGCAGAGUCAUGCUAAGGAGCCCAUCACCAGCGAGACUCUACACGACAUCACUGAGGGUGAGAAGAAGAUCACUGGAGGGGAGCGCGUGAAGGGAGGGCCUACAUCGACUGCUCAGUCUGAGCUUGCCAAGAGCAGGUCAUAA
Molecule: messenger RNA, 663 nt
Organism: Alternaria atra
Lineage: Eukaryota; Fungi; Ascomycota; Dothideomycetes; Pleosporales; Pleosporaceae
Exons: 1
Coding region: 1-663 (220 amino acids)
Source: RefSeq, a predicted model, not a curated record